This is a messenger RNA of Plasmopara halstedii, 1614 nucleotides long. RefSeq lists its product as uncharacterized. The record is from RefSeq and is a predicted model, not a curated record. Bases 1 to 1614 code for a protein of 537 amino acids. The transcript has 2 exons. Gene Ontology annotation, cellular component: nucleus; preribosome, small subunit precursor; cytosol. NCBI's taxonomy places the organism in Eukaryota, Oomycota, Peronosporomycetes, Peronosporales, Peronosporaceae. Gene Ontology annotation, biological process: ribosomal small subunit biogenesis; ribosomal small subunit export from nucleus.
AUGGUAAGCCCUGCACGUUAUUGUCAGCACGUCUUACAGGUGUUUGACGACGCCGUCCAGCGCGACUCUAAGGCCAAUGAUCCGGAGGCCUCAAAAUACGUGCUGUUGUCUUCCAGUCAACCCGUGGAGCUUCGUUCUGACUCUGAGCUGGAAGACGAUGAAAUUAAUUCUGACAGCGACGAAGAAAUGCCGGAUCUCAUUGUCGCUCCUGUCAAGGCCGUCCAAACUUUUAAUGCCAAGCCUAGCAAAAGCACCUUCCCCGUACGCAAGGUUCGCUUUGGUGGCAUCGUUGCCGAAGAUCUUGUGGACGAGAACGGUCUUCCAAGAGACGGCUAUGACUACUCGCAGCACAUGAAAGAGAUGGGAGAAGGAAAGUUUUAUUCAGCUACUAGCCGCUUUGAUGCUGGGGAAGAAGCUCGAGUCUUGUCGAGGAAAGUAGAUUUGCCAAAAGAUGCACUGCCUAGCACCGAACAGGAUCGACUUCUAGAUGCAAUUACGCUGACCACAGAUGUCAUGGAUGAUGACUUAAGAGAAGCGCUUGUAAAUGACGAAGCUUUUGAAGAGCUCGAUGACAAUUUUGUGGCUGAAGCAGCUCAGGAGAACGCAGAAUUGGAAGGUGAUGAUGGUUUUGAUUAUGACGCACAUAUUGCCAAACUUAUGGAGGCAGCAAGCGGUCUCGUUCCAUUGUGCCGCGGCAACAUUACUGAUAGCGAGGAUGAGGAUCUGAGCGAUAACGACAAUGACCGGAAGAAUAGUGAAGAUUAUUACAAAGACGACGAAGCCGUAAUGGACCGUGACGAGGCUCAAAGAGCUCUGGACGAGCUGUUUGAAAAGACAUUAGCUGAAGAGUACGAUGACGAGCAGUUUGGUGAAUUGGAAGAGGAUGACCCGAAGACGCGCGGAAAAGAGACGCUGCAAGGCGAGCUGCUCACUACAAUUGUGGACGAUUACGUCAUUGUGCAGCAGGAGCUGGCAGAUUCAGAGGGAAGGCUAGGAAAUCCACUGCGCACAGGCAACAAUCUUAAACAAGUUUUAGAGGAAUGUGAGACCCAGCGCCAUGCCUACGAGUUUGAUGAGAAUGCAGAAACAGAAGACGAGGAAGAGCCAGAGGAUAUAUUAGCGCGCACUGAGCGCGAGGAAAAAGAGCUACAGGAGCUGUUUAAGCAAAAUCAGUAUCUACAGCGUGAAGAACACGAGAAAUGGGACUGUGAGACUAUUGUGAGCACAUAUUCGACUCAAGAUAAUCACCCUACGUUGCUCCGAGAGAGUACCCCGACCCGGCGCAAAAAUAAGAAACAGCCGCUACUUGCUUUCACUGCCGAGGGAAAUGAUAAGCAGAAAGUAACGCUGUCACGCAAGUCGGGAAUGCCAUUGGGAGUAUUUGAAGUUGCGUCGUCAGUUAAGAGCCAAUUCAACAAGCAGAGUCAGUCUGAAAAUAGUCGAAGACAGAAGGGCGAGACGAAAGAGGAAAAGCGUGCUCGCAAGACAACGGUCAAGAUGGCCAAGAUAGCUAGACGCGCAGAGAAGAAGGGUACGAAGUUGUUGUUCAAGGAAGAAGAAGCACGCCAAUUAACGCAGACUGUGCCGGGAUGCGUGUCUGUUUAUAAAUAUUAA